AUGGAUCUCCAGAAGACGAAAGAGGCUAGGAGGAAUAUGCGUAGCAAGCAGGAUGAGAGCUCUGAAUAUUGUCUGGAGGCCUACGGCAAGAGUAACAAUUCUAAGAAUCUCCCAAAAAAUGAUUCUCUCGACCAUCCGCACGAUUCGCAGAACAAUGAAUCUUCGGCAGACGACAGUGAAAGGUCACACAUGACAAACCAGUCGCUCAGCAAUGUGCCGCAAUCUACUUCGUCAUGCCCGGCAGAUGCGCAAGAGGGUCUCCAAAGACGGUCAUCAAAAAUGCUCGCCAUUCCCAGCAUUCUGCGGUUAGAUGCGAAAAGGCUGAGGUUGCUACGCUCAGCAAAACGCCUGCCUCCAGUGACCAAGGAGACCCUCAGCGAGCUCGAUUUGCAUCGCAUCAUGGCCAAUAUCAAUCUCCGCAUGGAUGCGAACUUCGACCGUGAUCUCCAUUUCAAGCCAGACUUGGAUGGUGAGAAAGGCAGGAGGAAAAGGAGAGAAGCCGCAGAGUACUGGGAAUCUAUGGCGACAGAGAUAUUGGUGUACUCUUUUUGUGCAUCUAAUGGGCUUGAGCUGCGUCAAGAGACUGGAUCAGACAACGUCGAUGAGCCGACUUUUGAGCCUAGACUACCAGCUAUGUUCGAAACUUUGCAGGAUGUCCUGAAGACCCUCGUCCCGGAGCGCGACCACCCGAGUGUUAUGCAAAACUUGGAUGUAUCUUUGAUGAUGCAACAGAUUCGGAAGGGUGUUCUGGACCUAGUAGGUUUAGCAACAUGGUUAGCGGGACUCUUGAAAACUCAUUGCGCGCCUAUGAGAGACGAAUGGGCGGAUCAGAUGGUGGAGCAGAUCAGUUCAGGAUCAGAGGCCCAGGACAUGCGCAGGGUCGUCGACGGACUCCGCACACUUUUCGGAAUCCUCGAAGCCAUGAAACUGGACGUCGCAAAUCACCAAAUUCGUGCGUUUAGGAUCCUCCUAAUUGAAGACACGGUUCCGUUCCUACAAGAGUACUUCAUGAAAAGAAUGGCAACUCUCGAUUUCCCUGUUGAGUCAUCGAGGAUAUGGUAUUUGAAUCUUCGAAGACGUGAGCUACUGAGUCUUGAAGAUCGUUCCAAGAUAGACAGCUUCUGGCCUAUUGGGGUUCUCUUUCGCGGACUAUCGGACAUGCUUCUACAAUUCGACAGUCCCCGAGCGUUUCCUAAAACAUUCCAGUUCGAUUCCGGGAGACUGUGGCAAUUGCGCGCCGAUUUGCAGAACCUGAUCAACCUUGACAUCUGCUGGUACAUCUUCGAUGUCUACGUCCAGAGCCAGCAGGGAUAUAUGCCGUCGCAAGCUGAAACGUACGCCACAUUCCGAUCCCGGAUAUGGCCUCUAUUGGAGGGAAACGACGAUGGGUAUCGCGAAGCAUCACGCUGGCAAGGAAAUAUAUCUAGUGUCGCUCUCGAGAUUGCAAGGAUGGCAUCUGUUGUCUGCCACCGUGAUGAUAUGGUCUGCGACGAUGUUAUUGCCCCAAUAGAACGGGCCUUGGAAUGGCACCUGUCGCAUGAGUCAAGUGUCUUCCAGCUCUUCCAGACAGCUGCUCGGGAAAAGCUCUUGGAGAGAAUUUUCUCAUUCGCGAAGAAGUAUUUGCAUAUGUCACCACUGGCGAUAUGUGAGUCUCAGCGGCCAUUGCAAUCCCAAUAUGGAGGGUCAGUCUCUCAACGCCACAUGGACAUGGAUUUCAUUGCGAUGCGGCUUGCUCAUAUGGUCGUCCUCCACUGGAGGGUAUGGGCUCCUAUACUAUAUACGCGCGAUGAAAGCUCCGAAUCGCGAACAACAGAGGAUAAUCCUGACCUCGCACAUUUAUUCAAAAAUGGGUCUACGAGCGCAUGUCCUCGGUCAUGA
Paecilomyces variotii is the source of this 1878-nucleotide messenger RNA. Its product is annotated as putative camp-mediated signaling protein Sok1. The record is from RefSeq and is a predicted model, not a curated record. The transcript has 2 exons. NCBI's taxonomy places the organism in Eukaryota, Fungi, Ascomycota, Eurotiomycetes, Eurotiales, Thermoascaceae. Bases 1 to 1878 code for a protein of 625 amino acids.